UGGGGAAGGGGGAGGAGACAGGCUUUCAGCAGUGGAAGUAGGGGAAAGGUUACCUCCCUGCUCUCUCAUCUUGGAUGUUUUAGCACACAGAGAAGGAUGCAGAGUGCACUGGAGUAUGCCAAUGCCUUAUCACCCAGGGCUCUAAUAAGAACAGUUACUACUGCAAGUGCCUCGAUUACACGAAAAGUCUUGUUCCCACCUAUUCUUCCUCCACAACGACCCUUUCGGGUGUCUAACAGUGAUAGGAGCCGACGGAAAGGCAUUGUAGCAAGUACAUUAAAGGAGCUCAUCGAAAAGGCCAUUAAUACAUUAUUCAUAACUGCUGGCGUGGUGACACUUGUAUUGGAGGAAGAUGGUACUGUUGUUGACACGGAGGAGUUCUUCCAGUCUCUGGAGGACAACACAAACUUUCUACUCCUUGAAGGAUGUCAGAAGUGGACACAGGAAAGAAAAGCUACGCGUUCAGCACAAAAACCGUACAAAAAAGGAAUCGCAAACCUAACCGUAGACUUAUACAAGUUACAUCCUAGGGAUUUUCUAGGCUGUUUGAAUGUACAGGCAACGUUUAAUGAAAUGUACACAGUGUCCUGUGAUAUCCAGUGCCUGGGAGCCAAGAAGGUUCUACGAAGUCUUGUGCGCCUCCUUUCGCAUUUGGCCCAGGUAGCUGGACAUUUGCUGCUGUAUGGUGGAUCAUUUAUGAUGCAGUGGACUGAGGAAACUCAAGAACGAAGAACUAGGAGGACGCAGAGCUCUUAAAACACAAGCCACAAGAAAAGAGAAAUGUCAUGGACCUAAAACUAAAGACACCAAUGUGUUUUGUAGCUAAGCUCUUUUGGGCUUAUUAAAUAACCAUGUACUGGUUUCCAUUUAUGUUUUUGAUUGCCACAAUCCUCACACAGCCUAUAGCUGGCCAUUCAUUGUUAGUUUUUUUUUUUCAUUCAGCCACCAGGUUGCCUCCAUCCAUAUAAAUGAUGUAGAUGGAGAAAUCGCUCCUACCUGGACGUUGUAUUUUGGCAAUGGCAAUACACUGAUCAGCAGGUACAGUUGAUUGCCUGCAGCUGCUGAUUAAGGAAUAUUUUCCAACAUGUCCCUCCAACAAGAGAUUAUUAAACAAUUGACUUUUGUUAAGUUGGAACUGCCAAACGCAGAUCGAAAUUUGAUUGUCUCUGCUGAACUGGCCAAAUUUCAAUCAGUGUAUGGCCAGCUUGAAGCUGAUCUCCAGCUUUUAUUCAAGUUUUUUAAAUCAUUUGUUCGUACCAAAUGAACUAUUACAUUCACUAACAGAUGUGUCUGCUGUAUAUAGCCUCAGCUCCUGAGUGCAGCGCCGUGUUCUGGCAGCAGGAUGGAAACUUCCAGUCACACUCCCGCAACAAAAUCAAGUUGGAAUGAGUACUGCUUAGCCAUUCACAAGGAGGUUUGUAUUCUCAUGAUUCCUGGGGUGGGAGGGUGACAUCAUGAUCUGACUCGGCCAUUCAGAGGAAACUUUGCAUUUAUCUAUAGAAUACAAAUGUCCCUGUAAAUGGCUGAGCAGUGCUCAACCAGUCUUGAUUUUGUUACGGGAGUAAGACUGGAAGUUCCGGGAGAAAGACUGGAAGUUCCUAUCUCGCUGCCAGAACACAGAGCUCUAUACUGUAUAUAACGGAGGUUACAUACAGUUGGCAGGCACAUCUGGGAGGGAAGAUAAUGAUUUAUUUGGGCCAGCCUGAAAGGUAAACUUCACUAAAAGCUGGAGAUCAGCUUUAAGGACUUCUUUAAGUUGCAGACAAAUUUUAACGUUCUGUUCGCUAAGCAAAAAAAAAUAUUUUGUAAAAUGCCGACCCAGAAGAGGCUUCUAAAGAUCUUCAUUUCAGCAGUCCUGACAAACAGAGUUAUGCAGUUACUUAAAGUGGCCAAUCAGCAGUAACCUUUGGCAGCUUAAAGACCAUAGACCAACGCUAGCAUAUUUCAAAUAGAUUGUACAUGGAUUUACUGCACACCGUUAUUUGUUGCUUUAAGUUGCUAAAUAAACCCUUUUCGUGAACUGAGGACAGACCGCAAGUACAGAUCUGUCUUAAAUCAGACACUGUUCACUUACAAACACACUUUAUUUAAAAUGUUUACAUUUCAGUUGUAUGUUUCACGAUAAACGAUAAAGCAUCUCAUUACAUUUUUGUCUUUUGCGCUAAUUAGUCAGUUAGUAGACUUAAUAGAUUUUUAAGGUCUCUGCAUAAAUUUUGUCUUUCAGGAGAAAUUUUGUCUUUCAGGAGAAAUUUAUCGCUGUCGCAUCUAUUUUAGAUAUUUCAAUGUUAUUUACAAGUUGCUAUGACAUGCUGCAUAGUAUUAGGAUAGUAUGUAAAAUGUUAUACUUGAGGUAUAAGGUUAUUUAUUGAUAUAGGUUUUAUUUGUUUUAUUAUCAAGUUGGUGGCUGCUGUAGUAUGUAUGAAAUGUUGACCUUUUAAUACGUGAAAAACAAUGUGUAUUGCUGUUACCCAUACCAACCAGUCCGAAACCUUAACUGGUCUGAUGGUAUUGAAUUACUGAACUCGUUUUGGGAAUAUUAUUAUUAUUAUUAUUACUUUUUUAUGUUAUUGCCGUUGUAAAGAACUCUGACAUUCUAAAAGUAACUAGUUCCAUAUCUGAAUAUAUACAUUCGUAAUGUCCAUAUCCAUAAAACAAUCCUGUGAAAAAUUUGGGUUGUGAAGACGUUGACCAAAGUAUUGCGAAAGGGAUCAAAGCCUAAGGAACUCGCUGACUUUCAGAGCUGCCACUUCACAGGUAACCAAGCCCUUAUAAAAGACCUGAUGGUUUUGCGACAUUACUAGCUAUAUGUAUAUUAAAUGCCUUUUUAGUUUUU
Molecule: messenger RNA, 2833 nt
Organism: Rana temporaria (common frog)
Lineage: Eukaryota; Metazoa; Chordata; Amphibia; Anura; Ranidae
Gene: CIDEA
Product: cell death inducing DFFA like effector a
Exons: 5
Coding region: 97-756 (219 amino acids)
Biological process (GO): apoptotic process; regulation of apoptotic process
Source: RefSeq, a predicted model, not a curated record